This is a messenger RNA of Alnus glutinosa, 1152 nucleotides long. Its product is annotated as MADS-box transcription factor 23-like. NCBI's taxonomy places the organism in Eukaryota, Viridiplantae, Streptophyta, Magnoliopsida, Fagales, Betulaceae. The record is from RefSeq and is a predicted model, not a curated record. Gene Ontology annotation, cellular component: nucleus. The transcript is spliced from 9 exons. Gene Ontology annotation, molecular function: protein dimerization activity; RNA polymerase II cis-regulatory region sequence-specific DNA binding; DNA-binding transcription factor activity, RNA polymerase II-specific. The coding region runs from base 85 to 897 and encodes 270 amino acids. Gene Ontology annotation, biological process: positive regulation of transcription by RNA polymerase II.
AAUUGUUUAUGUACCUCAAAUCACUCUCCCCAUUUACCGGCCAUUUCUGUAUAUAUUCACCCCCCCUAAGCCGUUUUCUCUCCUAUGAACCUAGCUCAAACGAACACCAUCUUGUCAAUAGUAAACAAAGCCUGUUUUUUAUCAGUCUCAAGUACCAGCAGGAACCCUAAAAGUAUAGAAAUUAAGCAGAAGGGGAUGGGGAGAGGGAAGAUUGCAAUUGAAAGGAUCGGUAACUCAACGAGCAGGCAGGUUACUUUCUCAAAGAGGAGAAAGGGAUUGAUCAAAAAGGCCAAGGAGCUGGCCAUUCUUUGUGAUGCUGAAGUUGGUCUUAUCAUCUUUUCCAGCACUGAAAAACUAUAUGAAUUUGCAAGCACCAGCAUGAAAGCAAUAACUGAGAGAUAUCACAAAUCAAAGGAGGGACAUCAGCAACUGCAGAAUCCAGAAUCAGAAGCCAAGUUUUGGCAAAGGGAGGCGGCAACCUUAAGGCAACAACUAGAGAACUUGCAAGAAUAUCAGCGGCAUAUGAUGGGAGAACAACUUUAUGGUUUGGGCAUCAAAGACCUACAAGAUCUGGAGAAUCAACUAGAAAUGAGUCUGCAGGGUGUACGACUGAAAAAGGAACAAAUCUUAACCGAUGAAAUACAAGAACUAAACGGAAAGGGAAAUCUUAUCCAUCAGGAAAAUCUAGAACUGUAUAAGAAGGUAAACCUCAUACGUCAAGAAAACAGGGAAUUGUACAAGAAGGUUUACAGCACAAGGAACAUGACUGCAGCAAGCAUAAGUUCAUUCAUUCCAUAUGGAACUAACAUCAGUGAGGACUCGCAUGUCCCUAUCCAUCUUCAGCUAUGCCAGCCCCAGCAACAAACUUAUGAGAUACCAGCAAAAGAAACAGAGUAAAAAGUAUAACUACAUCAAAGAAAUGCACGGAGGAUUAUGAACAAAUAUUAUUCGACUUGCUCUGAACAAAUAAUGAAGACAUGCUUCCUGGUGUGAGAUGAGCUAGAUAAAUUGAAUCAGGACAAUCACCAGUAUGACAUUUUGUCUCUGAAAUUAACCACAAGCUCAGUUGUGAUAUUGGUGAAAGCAAAUAUCUGGUGUAUCUUUGUAAAUUACAUUCUGUGAAAAUCUGAAUGAAAUCUUUUGGGACAUAAA